AUGGCGACUUCUCCAGUUCCAGAUACUGAUCCCGAGCAGGAAUGCCUCUCGACGAACGCAGUAGAGGAAGAAAAAUGGAAUCACCCACGGUCCAACGUAUUCAAAGUCCUGGCAACGUUUCUGAGUUUCCUAGUAAUGGGGGCAAAUGAUGCUGCUUACGGACCCCUGAUCCCAUAUCUCGAAUCCUACUACAAUCUCUCCUACACCAUCGUGUCACUUGUCUUCCUCUCUCCACUUGUCGGAUACACGCUGGCCGCUGUUCUGAGCCACAAAAUCCACAUCACACUCGGUCGUCGUGGCGUGGCCUGGAUCUCCCCCGGCUGUCAUAUCCUAGCAUACAUCGUCAACUGUAUCCAUCCACCGUACCCAGUGCUCGUGAUAUCGUUCAUCUUCGCCGGGUUCGGAAACGGACUGGCUGAUUCAGCAUGGAACGCCUGGAUAGGAAACAUGGCCAACGCCAACCAACUCUUAGGUCUUCUGCAUGGUUUAUACGGCGCAGGGGCGGUUCUCAGCCCCCUCAUCGCGACAUCACUAAUCACCAGAGCCCACGUAGAAUGGUACUAUUUCUACUAUAUCAUGACCGCCUGCGCAACCAUCGAGCUAAUCUUCUGCGUAUUAUCAUUCUGGGACUCCACCGCGACCAGCUUCCUCGCAACCCAUGUCCAAGACGAGCAGGGUGGACUGCAUCAAGCGCUAUGGCAAAAACGUCACGCCAGAGUCACUUGGAUCUGCGCGUUCUUUCUCCUCGGCUACGUGGGGAUCGAAGUCGCGCUGGGCGGAUGGAUCGUCACGUUCAUGAUGCGUGUUCGUCAGGGUGAGCCCUUCGCGAGCGGAAUGGCUGCUACGGGGUUCUGGCUUGGGAUUACGUUUGGUCGUGUGGUGUUGGGGUUUGUUACCCCGAAGAUUGGGGAGAAGGUUUCUAUUGUUAUAUAUUCUCUAUGCCAAAUGGUAUGCGGUCUGAUCCUCUGGCUCGUCCCGAACUUUUAUGUCUCCAUCGUGGCCGUCUCCCUACAGGGAUUCUUCCUUGGACCGUUCUUCCCCGGCGUGGUCAUCGUUGCUAUGAAGCUGUUGCCGCGCUCAGUGCACGUCAGUGCGAUUGGCUUUGCAGCAGCGUUUGGAGGCGGCGGGGCUGCGGUUCUUCCAUUUGCCGUGGGUGCAAUUGCCCAGGCGAAGGGGGUGCAGGUCUUGCUGCCGUUUGUUAUCGCUUUGUGA
Messenger RNA from Aspergillus tanneri, 1212 nucleotides. RefSeq names its product putative MFS transporter. The transcript is spliced from 6 exons. Bases 1 to 1212 code for a protein of 403 amino acids. NCBI's taxonomy places the organism in Eukaryota, Fungi, Ascomycota, Eurotiomycetes, Eurotiales, Aspergillaceae. Gene Ontology annotation, cellular component: membrane. Gene Ontology annotation, molecular function: transmembrane transporter activity. The record is from RefSeq and is a predicted model, not a curated record. Gene Ontology annotation, biological process: transmembrane transport.